Messenger RNA from Oncorhynchus mykiss (rainbow trout), 2593 nucleotides. It is a transcript of the gene cldn8.1, whose product is annotated as claudin 8.1. The record is from RefSeq and is a predicted model, not a curated record. NCBI's taxonomy places the organism in Eukaryota, Metazoa, Chordata, Actinopteri, Salmoniformes, Salmonidae. Gene Ontology annotation, molecular function: structural molecule activity. Gene Ontology annotation, cellular component: bicellular tight junction; membrane.
GUACACCUAUCACCUACCAGCUCCUCUCGUCUUCCAACAGGAUGCAAAACUUCUCCGGAGAGUAAUGAGGGAAGCAGCUCCUCACUGUAGUCAGAUCUUACUGCCACACCCUUUACGCCUGUUGACUAGGUGGGUUAGUUAGACACUAGUGCGACUCUCCUCAGCCUGUUGACUAUUAGGUCUAGGUAAGUUAGGCAGGACAGAGUGAGACCAUGGCCAACUCAGCUCUGGAGAUCAUUGGCUUGUUGCUGUCUCUCAUCGGUCUGAUCGGGACCGCAGCCAGUACGGGGAUGCCCAUGUGGCGCGUGACGGCCUUCAUCGGCGAGAACAUCAUCGUCUUCGAGACGCGCUACGAGGGUCUGUGGAUGAAUUGCUUUAGACAGGCCAACAUCAGGAUGCAGUGUAAAGUGUACGACUCCCUCCUGGCUCUGCCUCCAGACCUGCAGGCGGCCAGGGGUCUGAUGUGCUGUGCCUUGGCUCUGGGAGGGGUGGGGCUGCUCAUCUCUAUCCUGGGCUUACAGUGCACGGCCUGCAUCCGGGACAACGACCGGGCCAAACGCACGGUGCUCAUCGUCGCUGGCAGCAUGAUCCUCGGGGCCUGCGUCUGCGUCGUCAUCCCAGUCUCCUGGACGGGUCACACUAUAAUCCGUGACUUCUACAACCCUCUGCUGAUCGACGCCCAGCGCAGGGAGCUGGGAGAGGCUCUCUACAUCGGAUGGGUCUCCUCUGCCUUCCUCUUCGCCGGCGGCUGCAUGUUCUGCUGCUGUAACGUCAAAGAGGAUAAAAGGCAAGACAAGUACAUGUACUCCAGGAACAGCCCUAGUCAAUACAUGUCUUACGCCCCUCAACCACAGUACCAGCCCCAGUACCAGCCACAGUACCAGCCCCAGCCUCUACAGAGGCAGCCGUCCAGUAGCAGCUACCCCGGGUCCAACCACUACCCCUCCAGGUACCCCUCGGAACGCAGUGCUGUGGCUUACCUCUGAGUGUUGUGACUAAAGGGGAAGGAAAGGGACUUAGUGUUUUCUACCGACAUGGAGGAACCGAUAUGUUCUUACGAGUACGUUUUGAAAAGAAACCUUUCGGUUGUGUUAAAAGAUGAAUAUCAGCAUAAAGUAAGAGACUAAAAUGAUUGUAAUACACUGUGAAACUCACAAAAAGAGGAUUAAUUGUAAAAUUAUCAUAACAUGCAUUUCAGUUGAGGAAAGAAAACAUGUCUAUCGGAUUUGUUUGUCAGAAAGCUGUUUAAAGAUACUAAAUACACUUAUAAUAGGUUAACUGGUUAACUGGUUAACUGGUUAACUCAAAAAGAGAAGACUUUGAGGGAACCUUAAAUCCUAUUUUUUUUUUUAUAUAAAUAAUUUUUAUUAUCCUUUGUUUUCAUAUUUGUAUUUACUUUGUAUUGGUGUGGUGUAUAAGGACAAUUUUUUUUUUUUUAGUGACGUCCCUAAAGAUUAUUAGUGUAAAUAUAUUUACAAAUUGUGUUGCUGUGGUUGUGUGCUUUGUGUAGUAAAUGUAGGUUUCUUACACAUAAUCACCCUGUAGUUACACCAGGUGUUACAUAAAAUGUAGCUUUUAUCAUGUAAAAAAGCAAUUGUCAAAUAAUGUGUCCCAAAGGGAACUCUAUUCCCUAAUUAGUGCACUACUUUUGACCAGGGCCAAAAGGGAAUAGGGUUCUGAUCAAAAGUAGUACAGUAUAUAGGUUUGCCAUUAGGGAUGCAGCCCAUUAUCAUUCAUUUUAUUAUUUCAUUCCUAAAGUAUCUGAUUAGACAAAAUCAUCUCCUAAUGGCAGAAAUGCAGCUGACUGUGUGCUGUAAAGUGACAUUUCUGCUCAUGUGUUUUGGAGAACAGCAGCACAGGGCUGGCUUUGAUCCACUGGUUCCCCCCCCCCCCCCCCCCUUGACAACGGUCCCCCUUGGCAAAGGUCCCCCUUGACAACAUCAACAAACUACAAGACAGUCCUGGUUGUGUUAAAACGCCUGUGUUGUUACUGCCAUUUUGUAAUGUUUGGGAGUAGACAAACAAGGACAGUAUCGUUUUGUAAUAUUAUCCCCUGGGGCAUCCUAUUCUCUACACAUAGUACACUACUUUUGUCUAGGGUCCUGGUCAAAAGUAGUGCACUAUGUAGGGAAUAGGGUGCAAUUUACAGGGAAUAGGGUACCAUUUGGGACACAUCCUCUCUGUGUUGACAGCUUGAUGGUAAGGACUAAUGGAAAUAAAUACAAGGCUGGUUGUUGAAGGUGUGGACCCAGAAGCAGUAGGGUAGAACAGAGGACUUCUGUCAAAGCAAACAGAGCAUAACGGACUAAGAACCGGGGCUGGGUUCAAUCCCUAGCUCAGCGUUGUAGCGUGAUUUGCAUAUGUUAAUAAAAGUGAUUUAAUUUCAAAUGAAUAAAAAAAAAAAACAACGUUAUUCGUUUCAGUUAAGUUGAGAUAAAUCUUUCAGCCUCUGGAAUACGAACAAACUUUUUCUGAAUUACUCAUUGACAUUUCAUUAUCUGGUGCAAGCUAAUGUAUAUGAAAGGGAAAACCUUCAGAAGCAAUGUAAAGACUUUGAUUGACACGUUACCGAUUAAACGAAACAUUGAUAACC